Molecule: messenger RNA, 6858 nt
Organism: Nerophis lumbriciformis (worm pipefish)
Lineage: Eukaryota; Metazoa; Chordata; Actinopteri; Syngnathiformes; Syngnathidae
Gene: znf219
Product: zinc finger protein 219
Biological process (GO): regulation of DNA-templated transcription
Cellular component (GO): nucleus
Molecular function (GO): RNA polymerase II cis-regulatory region sequence-specific DNA binding; DNA-binding transcription factor activity, RNA polymerase II-specific
Source: RefSeq, a predicted model, not a curated record
GUAAAAUGGUGCCCGUGCUGAGAUCAUAAUUAACAUUUCCAACCUACAUCAAACCCCGAACCACCCCACCCUCACCCUGCCUGCCUGCACACCGCCCCUGCACAACAAGAAUGGGGAGAGAGAGAGAGAGAGAGAGAGAGAGCGAGAGAGAGAGAGAGAGCAAGAGAGAGAGAGAGAGAGAGAGAGAGAGAGAGAGAGAGAGAGAGAGAGAGAGGGGAGGGGGAGACGCCGUAUGCUUGUAUACAACCCUGAUUUCCAUUUUUUCCCCCAAGUCGUAAUGUAUUUAAUUCAAGCGCAACGUAAUCAUGACGUGUCGUGUCAUUAAUCUCCUCGCCGCCUCGCGCGUGAUUGAAGGAGGAGUCGUGCCCUCCACAGUCCAGACACUGGAUAAUGGCAUAACACCGCACACACUGCUGAGGAUGGAUUCUCCGCCAGAUUGCAUCUUGUCCCUUUCCUGUGAGCAACCCCUGUCUCCUCCCACACUAGAGCCUAGCCCCCAGGGGCUCCAAAGCCCACAUCCGUCUCCUCAAAGUCCAGAUACGGUGCCGUACUCCCCUCUCUCUCCAUUGGUCAUUCCUGCGGCGGCUCACCACCACCAAGAGAAUGAUGAGUUAGAAGAGCAGGAUGGCGACGCACCGCCAUCGCCCACUCCGGCCGUGGCGUUAUUUCCAGGAGGAGAAGCAGGACACAGUCCAUUUUUGGACUCCUCUCCGCCAGCCACACCGUCAGCACCACUCCUCGGGUUUGGAGCCUUAGAGUUGGCUUUGUCUUCAGGCCAGAGCGGAACCUGCAAUGAUGAACUGGACCUUCAGCUUUUCCAGAAGAAUGCCAUCACCAGGGCAGCACCCGGAGUUGGAGGUUCCUCAUCUGUACCUUCGCUCAAGUUCCCUUGUCACGUGUGUGGGAAAAGAUUCCGAUUCCAAAGCAUUUUGUCUCUACACGCCCGAGCUCACAGCCUGGACAGGCAUCGUCGAGCCUCACCACAUUAUAGCAGCAUGCUCCCCUCAGCGCCCCUAAAACAGCACCUAAAGGUCCAACAGUGCAAAAAAAACAUAACCUCGAACCACAGAAAAGACUCCAACCAGUGCAUGCUGACUGCGAAUGUCAUUCAUCACCCAGAGGAAGAGGAUAUUGAUGGCGAAGUCAAAGGAUUGGAAGAGGACCUUCAAUUUGAACAAAAUCAACCCUUCCUGCUGGAUGACAGCACAGACCCUCCUUCUGUGACCACAUCGACUCCAGCAGCACCUACAUUCCGUUGCCAUGCCUGCAAAGGAAAAUUCAGGACGACUUCAGAGUUGGCACGCCAUGUAAGGAUUCUCCACAAUCCCUACAAAUGCACGAUGUGUCCCUUCUCCGCCAGUCAGGAAGCUUCCCUGGCAUCCCACCUGCAAGAGUGCCACCUUUCCUCUGAAGGGCCUGCUCUGCCGCCAGCAUUUUCCAACGGCAGGCCCAUCAGUGCACCCUCAGAGACUCCUUCAGCCCAAACCUCGGCUGCGACUCAGGUGACAUCACCUGCUAAAGUGGCAGGAUCAUCCUCACUGCCUGCAUUCCGUUGUGAAACUUGUGGACAAAGGUUCACCCAGUCUUGGUUUCUUAAGGGACACAUGCGGAAGCACAAGGACUCCUUGGACCAUAAGUGCCAGGUUUGUGGCCGUGGCUUCAAGGAGCCAUGGUUCCUGAAGAAUCACAUGAAAGUACACCUCAACAAGCUCGGUCUCAAAGCUGGCUUGGGAAACAUUGACCAACAGUCUAAAAGCUCUGCCAGUAAUCCGUCCCUGAAUGCCCUCUACUCCAGCCUCCUUUUGGCUCAGCAAGGGGGUGGCAGGGCUGGCCAAGGUAGAUCAGAUAAGGAGACCAGAGGCAAAAUGUGUUCAAGCAAGUCAGCCAUUUUGGGCUACCUCGGCCUUCCUGGAGACGGCAGCGGAGCCAGCUGCAUGGAGAGACUCCAGGCUGUCGCCCAAGUUGCAGAGAUGGGAAACAGUGUUGGUGAUAUGAGCUCAGAAGGAAGAGAGACAGGAGGAAAUAGAGGCAUAAGUGAUGCCACAGUAUCUGAAGGAAGGGAGCAGGCCGCCUGGUGGCAACUUGUGGCUCGCAGCCUGGCUGUGGCGCAGCACCACCAGCAUCAACGAGUCAAUCAGAGAAACAAGUCAAUGACAGCAGAAAGUGACCCAGUCAGAACCUAUGUUGACACUAUGGAUCCCAGAGAAGCGUCUGGAGCAGCAGAGGGCUCAUGGGAAUGCCCCGACUGCGGAAAGGUCUUCCACAGCCUCCAGCAGGUUGUCGUCCAUGCUCGUGUUCAUACUCAGAAAGCCCAGAGAGAAGGUGAUGUGCAGAGCAGUGGCAGCUCCAGAGGGAGAGGAGGCCCUGGUGAAGUGCGGCAGGAUCCUCAACUUCUCAGCAGUGGAGACAGGAGGCAAGAAUCCAAAGGAGCAUCUGCGGGCUUUCCUUCAGUCAUGCCAGCCUUGAAAGGAGAGAACGGCGCGGCAACCUUCCUUGCGUCGCUUCCCACCAGAGAGCGUGUGCGAGGCAGAGGGAUUAAAGAUUGCCCCUACUGCGGUAAAGCCUUCCGCUCAUCCCAUCACCUCAAAGUGCACCUGAGAGUUCACACAGGUGAGAGACCCUACAAAUGCCCCCACUGCGACUACGCCGGUACCCAGUCUGGCUCGCUCAAGUAUCACCUUCAGCGGCACCACAGGGAGCAGCGUAGCAUGUCGGCAGGCUCCUCCAGUACUGCCGCCAUCAACGGUCUGCCCUCUGCUAAGCAGCGCCGCUCUCAACUCAAUCACAGCCCCUCUGGCGGCGUUCCAGCUGACAGUCCUACCUUGAGGCCGACCCAACAGUCUUGGCUGCUCGGUAUUCCAGACCAGCAGGACCACCGUAAGGCCUUGGCAGCUCUAAGGGAUGUCGACCUGGAGACGCAGUACCGCUAUCUGUCAGGAGUGAUGGGGGCGCUUUACCAAGGUGGUAUGGAAGGAGCUUGGAUCAGGGAGUCCCCCCCUCCAAAAGCCCAGAAGAUAUCCCGCAGGAAGCCCCUUACCACCAACCGUAUGGUGCAACUAUCCAGCGACAAACAAGCAUCUUCAAGUCAAGGCGGUUUUGAACCUCUAGAUCUGUCCCGCCGUCCCUCACCAAGCCUCGUAGGGGUGGAAGAAGAGGGAGUCUUUCAAGAGGAAAGCUGUGGUGACCGCGUUACACUAAACCAGUGUUCCGAAUGUCCAUUUCGGACAUCCUCCUCUGAGCUCAUGAAUAUGCACCUGCAGGUCAACCACACCAGUAAAUCCAGACGCAAGAGAGGCUCUGUAUCCUCCUUCGACGAUGAUGGCGCUUCUAAAGUGAUCAAAUCCCGCCCCUAUCCCACUGAGCUCGACUCCCUUGGGAUUUGGAGGCAUGGGGAAGGGUCCUCUACCCAGACCAGAACCCUCAAUGAGCUCGCUCCUGAUGAUUAUAAUGAUGAUGAUGAUUGCCAAGAGUCCAAUUGGGCUUUGCUACCCCAAACUUUGAGUGACAGUCGGGUCCUCCAAGAGGAAGGGGAGGAGGAGGAAGAGAGUAGCAGUCUAGAGGAUUCCCCAAAACAGGAUUAGGAUACUGCACCAACCAUGAUUGGACCCGGUAGAAACAUUCUCACAGAUUAGGUUUGGAACUUCCAGAGAAAGCUAUGGUCCUGACAGGGUGGUCCUCCAAACAACAAGUAUGGACAUCUUUUUCUAUACAUUUUUCAGCCUCCAAAAUUCCUCGAGGGUGUUCAAUUUGAUGAACUGAUCCUGCAUCAUUCCAGCUUCGGUUUCUCCACGAGAGACGGACCAAACCGUUGCAAGGUCAAGGUACUGGUCCAAGUCGCGCAAAGCUGUUGAAGUGAAAGUGUGAUUUAAUUUUGCCUUCCUGUCUGAUAUGUGAGCGUUAUAGAAAAGUAGUUUUUUUGUCUGGUUUUUAAGUUAGUGCCCGUACUUCUGCUUGGAGGAUGAGGUCGGGUCACUUGUUUGACCUUGAAACCCAGCCCCAGUACACUUGGCAUUACAGUGCACUUGUAGCUCUAGUUGCGUUCUGUGAAAGUGAUGCUGAUGUCAUCGAUGUAGAUGAUGAAAAAGGAGUGAGCAAAAGCUCAAAACACAAUCAAGUGGAGAUGCUCUUCUUUGUUGGUACAGUAGGAGCACAGAUUAAAAACACUAACAAUUAAGACAAUAUAGACAUUCCAGUCGAACACGUAGCCUCUAUCACAAAAAAAUGUCAUUCCUGAAAGAAACUUAAAGAUUAUUUUGAUGUGUGUGUGUGAGCUAAAACUAGUUGGAAUGUCCUUAAUGCGCACUGUGCAAGUCUUCAAAAUACCAUAAAUACUGUGCAAGUCUUCAAAAUACCAUAAAUACUCGAUAGCCCGGGAGAUAAUUUACCUAAACCGUAAAUUGGAAGCGGGUGAUAAUUGGAAAGAGUCCGUUAAACAACCUAAAUAGUAAUUUGGAGUUCAUGAAAAAACGUAAAGAGAAAUGUAGCUCUCUGACUACAUGGUCAUUUAUUAACAAGUAUGUUGCAGAACACAGCAUCAACACCACUGAUAUAACAGCGGUUAGGCGCAAAAGUGCUCAGCCAGGAUUAAUAACACUGAUGAGUUGGUUAUAAACAACAUAACAAGUAUGUCAAGUUUAACACGAAUGUGUUUCACCAACAGCUGAGUCACAACAUUUUUAGUGCAUGCAGAAGUAGAUAAAGCCUGGCUUGUGCAAAAUUCUGAAUAUGGAAUUUAAAUUCAAUUCAUUUGAAUAAUUUACAUUUCAACUGAAUUGGCUCCACCCCAUAGGAUGUUGAAUCAGAAUUUGAAUUACAGAACGUUUAAAUAAUUUGAGUUUUAAUUCAGUGAAAUUCCUUAUAGCCAGGAAGAAUGUGACACAUUUACGUGUUUGUAAAAAUAUUUUACAAACACUAAAAUUCAACACAAAUGAUUACUUCCCAGUCUUAUUUUCCAAAUCCCAGUAUAGAAAUUAUUUUUUCAGCAUUGUCCAAAAUGUGAAAGUUGUAAUGCAUCAAAUGAGAUAAUCUGAAUAAUAGAAGAUGCUUUUAUUCUUGUCAAUUAAAAACAUUUUGUCGUUGAAAUAUAAUUGGUACGUAAGGUAAAAAGAAAUGUGUAUUACAGUCUGAAUUAGCUAAAUUGACUUUAUAAUGUGUAAAUGAGGUUGAUAGUAUUAGUAUGUUUAUAAAAUAUGUAAAAUGGACUGUAAAGCAUGAUUUUGGAAUACACCAAAAAUAUAAAUUGUAAUUUCUUUUUUACUUACUGCUUAGAUGCAACAUCCAUUCAAAUUCAUAGAAUUUAAUUUGAAUUCGGAAGACUUUCUUAAUACAAUUUGGAAUUUUGCUAAAGCCUGGAUAAUGCUAAACCACUCAUGAAACUUCAAAUGCAGCUACUGUGAGGAAAUAAAAAGCCUGCCUACCGCUACAAAUGUCAUUGAUAAUGUUUUUGGUUUUUUUUGCUCUUCUCUAAUCAUAGACCAUUUUGCAGACUACGAGACUGAAUUGAACAGAGGUGUUAAUUGGAGCACUUACGGUAGACAAUUACUCGACCAAAUCUUUGUUUUCUUCUUGUUUUUUAUUCAUGAUUGACGUUCAAUCAAUCAAUCAAUGUUUAUUUAUAUAGCCCUAAAUCACAAGUGUCUCAAAGGGCUGCACAAGCCACAACGACAUCCUCGGUACAGAGUCCACAUUGUCUACAAACACGUUGUUGUUUUCAGACGCCUUGCUUUGCAAUAGCCGCGCGACCUCAUCCAAAUGUGUCGUCCAACCCUGGGAACUGGUUGUAAAAGAGUGUUUAAAUACAGUACAUGUUUUGGUUUUGUUUUUCCGUGGGAAUGUAAGGCUGCAUCUCUUGAGUCUCCUCAGCAAAGAGUGUCAAAGCCACCGUGCCUUCUGUUUCAAGCACUUCCUGGUGUUUUUUGUACAACUCACCAAAAGCCGAUAGCGACACGCUUCUUCCUGUCUGUCCUUCCGUCGCCCCCUCACCCCCCUUAAGUACAGACCUUAAACAGGGUCACUAGGCCCAACAUGUAUUGACCAAAGCCCGAGUCAAAGACUAAUGGGUAUAUUUAAUCUCUUAAAUUGCCAAAAUCUGUCCGACGUGACACUAAAGCUCAAUGAAGACUAAUAAUCCCAUCUUCCAUCUUGCUCGUCCCUUGAGUUCCUGGUUGUCCAUAAACUGAAGGUGACGUAUCUGCUACCGAGGCCUUUAUUAUUAUUAUAAGAGAUAAAUCUUUGUGUGUGUGUGUGUGUGUGUGUGUGUGUGUGUGUGUGUGUGUGUGUGUGUGUGUGUGUGUAAGUGGGGAAACAUUCUUUCCAUAAUGAUUAUUGAAUUAUUGUUUCAGCGUCGAAAAGAAGGUUAAAAGAAAAUUUACAAGAAAUGUCUUGUUGAAUGUUGUACAGAUAGAGCUUAGAGGUGUCGUUCGUUGUGUUGUUUUUCUUUCAAAUGAGAGCACAAACCUGAGUGCUGGUCCUUUUGGCUCCUCCCACCGGCAUUUUGGGAUUAAAAUAAGACUGCCAAUCAUCCCCCCCAAACCAGAGCACAAUUCAAAACAAUAAUGUUUUGAAUGUACCGUAUGUGAAAUGCACUGUGCCUCAAACGCAUGGUCCCAAAUUUAUAAUCCAAUUUUUGGACACCUUGAAUAUUUGUUGCACCUUAUCUCCUGCCUGUCAAUCAAUCAAUCAAUCAAUGAGGGUAAAGUAACGUUGAGGAGGCGAGUGGGCCAUGCCAGGUUUGGGCUCUUGUGUAGUUGACUGCCAUUGCAGUGAGGAUCAAAGUGAUCUAACAUAGUAGUGACUAAUAUGAAUUUGUGGACAGAUGAAAAAAGAAUACAUUAGAAAUAAAGAUAAAUAUUAAAUGAA